AGUCCAUUGGCUCCUACAGGAACUGAUUAGCAGACUCAAUAAAUUCUGCUGUUUGGAGCUCCUGUGGAACUCUUCUCAACAUUCUGCUUUAGUCCGGAUCUUAACUCUUCCAGCUUAUAAUACGACUUGGAAAAUCUCAGAAACGCAACCCGUGGAGAAACUCUUUCAUCAACAUGCCGCAACGAAAAUGCUCUGUUGAGAUAAGCAACAACUCUAACAACUACACUUUAUCCCAACCAAGGCUGUUCCUGGAGAGCGGCCACUGUGAGAUCCCUCUGCCCCCCAUGAUCGGGCCCUGCUCUGCUGUCAGGACCCUUUUCAACAAGACAACAGGAACCGCGACAGGAGCCGUUGGUGUCUUCACCUACGACCUUUUCAAUGCCGACUUGAACGACUACAACCAUGUCAUGGCGGUAAUGUUCUCCGUGCCCUACGAUCGAAACCUUUUCUGCAACUGGUUUGCUGUGGGAUUUUUUGGAAAGCAGAAGAAGUGCGACCACCGUCUUUUUAACAGUAUGUACAAUGGAAGUGAGACUCAUUUUGUCAGAGGAAAGGCUGAUGGUUCGUGUAUUUCUUAUGAAAGUGACUUCGUUGUUGUCAGUGCCUCCAUGACCGACUCCGUUGAAGCCGUCCUGAGAGUGGACAUCAGUGAUACUGGCAUUUAUUAAGUCUAAACGCAUAACAUCGCUUGACAUUGUCAGCUAAAUACCUGCUUAAAUUAUUGGGAUUUAGCAAUGUUUCAUUAUUGCAAAGGAAGUCUUUGUGCAGAACUGUUUAAGAUGUCAUUUUUCCAAAAAUAAACAAGUGGAAAAAUUAAGUUCAGUAAAAUAUUGGAACUGAGAUAACAGA
Messenger RNA from Oryzias melastigma (Indian medaka), 849 nucleotides. Its product is annotated as DELTA-stichotoxin-Hcr4b. Gene Ontology annotation, biological process: monoatomic cation transport; pore complex assembly; cytolysis in another organism. NCBI's taxonomy places the organism in Eukaryota, Metazoa, Chordata, Actinopteri, Beloniformes, Adrianichthyidae. The transcript is spliced from 3 exons. The record is from RefSeq and is a predicted model, not a curated record. Gene Ontology annotation, cellular component: pore complex. The coding region runs from base 174 to 668 and encodes 164 amino acids. Gene Ontology annotation, molecular function: channel activity.